AUGGAAAGUCAAACGUUAACAUCGGCAACUGUAUCACGUUCGGAAUCUGUAGGUUCAUUACUAAAUGAACGUAGUUACGACGUUGCACCACAGUCUCCAUCUACUCUACGUUUAACAUAUAGUCCCAAAUUAGAGUCAGAUUUACCAUAUAGCAGUGAUAACCAACAUGAUAAAAAUCAAAUUGUUACUGAUAAAUCAGAGAGAAUCUUUCUUCUACCCGGUACUGAACAGAUUGUGAAAGUUAUUAAAAAAUUUACUAUUUCUGAAAAUGGUAAUAAGGAAUAUAUUGAACGUGAUAAUGAAGAAGUUUUUUAUAAUAUCAACAAUGAUGAAGAUAAUGAGCAGGAUUUAAAUGGUUUCAGAAAAAACCAACAUACUAACAAAACAGAACAUAAAUAUUACAGAACAAAUGUGCUGCAUAAAAGGCAACGAGUAUUACACCGUUCAAAUCGUAGUCAUCAUGAACGUCAUCAUCAUCGCCGUCAUCAACGAAACCAAUCUCAUGAUUAUAUUGAUGGUCUUCAAAGUAGUGAACAAUCUCAAUCUCCGGUGAGAACAGAAUCUGUAGAGAAAUCAAAGUACACCAAAUAUAAAAAACCUGUUACAUCAGUUCAAAGCUCAGUUACAUAUGAUCCAUACAAUAAUGAACAAAAACGUGUAAUCAGUCGCUUAAAUUUGAUAGCACCUGGACCAGCUCAAUCAUCUGAUUUAAAUGAGAACGAGGUCAUGUCAACUGAUGGAUUCCAUGAUACAAGUCAUGAUGUACAAUCUUACUUAAAUUCCCAAAAUAGAAAUGUAGCUUUAUCAGAAUUAAAGCAGAAUCGAUUGUUUUUACCCACUAAAACUAAUAAGAAAAACCGUAAUAAAUAUAAAAAUCAUUCACGACGGAAUGAAUAUGAAAGUCACCACGAAAAGUCACAUUCAUCAUUGAAUCGACUAUGUUCACAUACUCCAUAUAACUCUGGUGCUUGUCGAAAAUGCAAUGUUAUGUGUUCAAAAUGUAAUGAAAGUAUUCAUCAUUUAAAUCAUUAUAACAGUGAUUCACGAUCAUUACACCAAGCUGAUAUGUAUUGUGAUCGAAGAUUACGUGGAGUAAGUUGUUCAUCAUUAGAUCAUGAAUGUCAGCUAAAUUCAAGUCGGAGAUAUAGAUCAUUAAGUGGUUCGAAAAUGGUUACACCAUCUGGUCACCAUCAUCAUUAUCAACCACACAGACAUAUAUGUUGUGCUAAAUCAAUACCGUCUUUAAGUACAUUAGAUUUCUAUGAUACAAAUUCUAUUUAUACACAUAGCCUAGAUUCUAAUCGCCAUAUCAAUUUUAUAGAAAUUGAAUAUAUGCAAGUGGAUAAUGGUGAUAA
Messenger RNA from Schistosoma mattheei, 1355 nucleotides. The record is from the annotation of a GenBank genome assembly. Lineage: Eukaryota; Metazoa; Platyhelminthes; Trematoda; Strigeidida; Schistosomatidae.